Molecule: messenger RNA, 2213 nt
Organism: Chanos chanos (milkfish)
Lineage: Eukaryota; Metazoa; Chordata; Actinopteri; Gonorynchiformes; Chanidae
Gene: appbp2
Product: amyloid beta precursor protein (cytoplasmic tail) binding protein 2
Exons: 13
Coding region: 1-1767 (588 amino acids)
Biological process (GO): intracellular protein transport; proteasome-mediated ubiquitin-dependent protein catabolic process
Cellular component (GO): Cul2-RING ubiquitin ligase complex
Molecular function (GO): ubiquitin-like ligase-substrate adaptor activity; protein binding
Source: RefSeq, a predicted model, not a curated record
AUGGCCGCAGUGGAGCUAGAAUGGAUCCCAGAAACACUGUAUAACACUGCUAUAUCAGCAGUAGUGGACAACUACAGUCGAUCGCGGAGGGACAUACGCUCCCUUCCUGAAAACAUACAGUUUGAUGUGUACUACAAGCUUUACCAGCAGGGCCGGCUUUGCCAGCUGGGAGGAGAGUUCUGCGAGCUGGAGGUCUUUGCCAAAGUCCUCCGGGCCUCAGACAAAAGACACCUCUUGCACCACUGUUUCCAGGCCUUGAUGGACCACGGUGUUAAAGUGGCUUCGGUCUUGGCUAACUCCUUCAGCCGCCGCUGCUCCUACAUUGCCGAGUCAGACGCACACGUCAAAGAGAAAGCCAUUCAGUUUGGCUUUGUUUUAGGUGGCUUUCUGUCAGACGCAGGUUGGUAUGGAGAUGCAGAGAAAGUCUUCCUGUCCUGUCUCCAGUUAUGUACACUACAUGAUGAGGUUUUGCACUGGUACCGUGCUGUGGAGUGCUGUGUGAGGUUACUUCAUGUACGCAAUGGCAACUGCAAAUACCACCUCGGAGAAGAGACUUUCAAACUGGCCCAGUCGUAUAUGGACAAACUAGCAAAACAUGGUCACCAGGCAAAUAAGGCUGCUCUGUAUGGAGAGCUCUGCGCCCUUCUCUUUGCCAAAAGCCACUAUGAUGAGGCGUACAGGUGGUGUAUAGAGGCCAUGAGGGAAAUCACUGUUGGCUUGCCCGUUAAAGUGGUGGUUGAUGUCCUAAGACAAGCGUCAAAGGCCUGCGUUGUGAAACGAGAGUUCAGGAAAGCUGAGCAGCUGAUAAAACAUGCAGUAUUUCUGGCACGGGAACAUUUUGGACACAAGCACCCGAAAUAUUCAGACACUCUGCUUGACUAUGGAUUUUACCUUCUAAAUGUUGAUAACAUUUGUCAGUCUGUUGCCAUUUAUCAGACUGCUCUUGACAUUCGGCAGUCUGUGUUUGGAGGGAAGAACAUUCACGUGGCAACAGCUCAUGAAGAUCUUGCAUAUUCCUCCUACGUGCAUCAGUACAGUUCUGGUAAAUUCGACAAUGCCCUAUUCCACGCAGAACGUGCCAUAGACAUCAUAACUCACAUUCUCCCAGAGGACCAUCUGCUGCUGGCCUCGUCCAAAAGGGUGAAAGCCUUGAUCCUGGAGGAGAUCGCCAUUGACUGCCAUAAUAAAGAGACAGAGGAGCGACUCCUGCAGGAGGCCCAUGACUUGCAUCUCUCCUCCCUCCAGCUGGCUAAAAAAGCCUUCGGAGAGUUCAACGUCCAGACGGCAAAACAUUAUGGCAACCUGGGACGCCUUUAUCAGUCCAUGCGAAAGUUCAAGGAGGCAGAGGAGAUGCACAUCAAAGCAAUCCAAAUCAAGGAGCAGCUCCUCGGUCAGGAGGACUACGAGGUGGCUCUGUCCGUCGGCCACUUGGCCUCCCUCUACAACUACGACAUGAACCAAUACGAGGAUGCUGAGCGACUCUACUUACGCUCCAUAGCGAUAGGUAAAAAACUGUUUGGAGAAGGUUACAGUGGACUUGAGUAUGACUACAGGGGUCUGAUCAAACUCUACAAUUCAGUGGGCAACUACGAGAAGGUGUUUGAGUACCACAACAUAUUGUCCAAUUGGAAUCGUUUGAGGGACAGGCAGUUUGCCGUGGCGGAUGCGCUGGAGGACGUCAACACCAGCCCUCAGGCCACGGACGAGGUGGUGCAGUCCUUCCUCAUGUCCCAGAACCACGGGGCAGGCCGGUCCUGUUUGGGCUAAAAGAGCCGGGACAUACACUCGUCAAUUCUCAUCAGCACACACUCUCCCAUCUUCACUCAAACACGCCCUCUCUCUUUCACUCGGAUCUAUUCACGUCCGGUCCUUUCAUCUGGAACUCGACCUGGCUUUUUAACGAGGAAAAUCCUGAGCUAUGAUUGGACCCUGUUCUUGUGAGCUCAACUUUACCAGCAACAAACUUCGGCCCAUUGAAAGGAGCCUGGACGAGAAAAGAGAGUACUUUUUUUCCCCCUUUCACACUGAAACACCAUUGAAACAAAGCAACAUUCUGUGUUUAGUAGGUUCACUUUUGUCUUGACUUCAAAGAGUGAGAAGAUCUUUUGUUUCAUGUAACUUCAUAAAAAAAGAAAGGAUUAAAAAAGAAGAAGAAGAAGAAGAGAUAUCAGUCCAGUAUAGAGUUUCCCUCAAUUAAAUGUUCAACACCAUGU